Messenger RNA from Urocitellus parryii (Arctic ground squirrel), 6693 nucleotides. RefSeq names its product spectrin repeat containing nuclear envelope family member 3 (gene Syne3). The record is from RefSeq and is a predicted model, not a curated record. Gene Ontology annotation, biological process: nuclear migration. Gene Ontology annotation, molecular function: actin filament binding. NCBI's taxonomy places the organism in Eukaryota, Metazoa, Chordata, Mammalia, Rodentia, Sciuridae. Gene Ontology annotation, cellular component: nuclear outer membrane; meiotic nuclear membrane microtubule tethering complex; cytoplasm.
GCAGGCUGCAGGGAGGAGGUGGCCCAGCUGCCCGCCGCGCCGCUCCUGCUCGCUCCAGCCCGCCCCUGAAGGUGCCAUGACUCAGCAGCCCCGGGAGGGCUUCGACCGCAGCGCGGAGGACGCGGAGGCCUGGAUGGCGGCCGUGCAGGAGCAGCUGCAGGUCAACGACGACACCCGUGGGCCCCGCGCCGCCCUGGAGGCCAGGCUGCAGGAGACCGAGAAAAUCUGUCAGCGGGAGCCCGAGGGGCGCGUGAAGGUGGAUGUGGUGUUGCGGGCGGCCGAGGCGCUCCUGGCGUGCUGCCCUGAGGACCAGAAGCCGGAGAUCCUGGCCCGGCUGAAGGACAUCAAGGCCCAGUGGGAGGAGACCGUCACCUAUAUGACCCACUGUCACAGCCGCAUCGAGUGGGUGUGGCUGCACUGGAGCGAGUACCUGCUGGCCCGGGACGAGUUCUACCGCUGGUUCCAGAAGAUGACGGUCACUUUGGAGCCCCAGGUGGAGCUGCAGCUGGGCCUGAAGGAGAAGCAGUGGCAGCUGGGCCACGCCCAGGUGCUGCUGCACAACGUGGACAACCAGGCCGUGCUCCUGGACCGGCUGCUGGAGGAGGCGGGCUCCCUGUUCAACAGGAUCGGGGACCCCAGCGUGGACGAAGAGGCCCAGAAGAGGAUGAAGGCCGAGUACGACGCAGUGAGGGCCAAAGCCCAGGACCGGGUGGACGUGCUGGAGCGGGUGGCCCAGGAGCACGAGCAGUACCAGGCGAGCGUGGAGGAGUUCCAGCUGUGGCUGAGGGCCGUGGUGGAGAAGGUGCACGGCUGCAUGGGGCGGGGCUGCACGCUGCCGGCCACGCUCCGCCUCUCCGCGCUGCAGGACAUCGCCAAGGACUUCCCCCGGGGCCAGGAGUCUCUGAGGAGGCUGCAGGAGCAGUCGGAGGGCGUCAUUCAGAACACCUCUCCUCUGGGCGCGGAGAAGAUCCUGGGAGAACUGGAGGAGAUGCGGAAGGUCCUGGAGAAGCUGCGMGGCCUCUGGGAGGAGGAGGAGGAGCGGCUGCAGGGACUGCUCUCGUCCAGGGGGGCCUGUGAGCGGCAGAUUGGGCUGCUGGAGGCCGAGCUUGGAGAGUUCCAGAAGGGACUUCAGAGGCUGGCCCAGGAGGGCCUGGAGCCUGCAGGGAAGGAGGCAGGGACCGAGGACGAGCUGGUGGCCCGCUGGAGGCUGUACUCGGCAACACGGGCAGCGCUGGCCUCCGAGGAGCCCCGGGUGGCCUGGCUACAGGCCCAGCUGAAGGACCUUGUGGCCUUUCCCGACCUGCAGCCGCUCUCCGACAGCGUGGUGGCCGCCAUCCAGGAGUACCAGAGCAUGAAGGGGAAGAGCACCAGGCUCCGCAAUGCCACGGGGGUGGAGCUGUGGCAGGGCUUCCAGCGUCCCCUGCAGGGCCUGCAGCUGUGGAGGGCGCUGGCCCAGCGGCUCCUGGGGGUCACCGCCAGCCUGCCAGACCUGCCCUCCAUCCACACCUUCCUGCCCCAGAUCGAGGCGGCCCUGGCAGAAAGCUCCCGCCUCAAAGAGCAGCUGGCGAUGCUGCAGCUGAAGACGGACCUGCUGAGCAGCAUCUUCGGCCCAGAGCAAGCCAGCGCCCUCCUGGAGCAGGUGGCGAGUUCCGUGAGGGACAGGGACCUGCUGCAUAACAGCCUCCUGCAGAGGAAGAGCAAGCUGCAGAGUUUGCUUGAUCAGCACAAGGACUUUGGGGCUGCUUUUGAACCCCUACAGAGGAAGCUCUUAGACCUCCAAGUUAGAAUCCAAGCUGAGAAAGGGCUUCAGCGGGACCUUCCUGGAAAACAGGCCCAGCUCUUGAGGUUGCAGGGGCUGCAGGAAGAGGGGCUGGAGCUGGGCCUGCAGAUCGAAGCCAUGCAGCCUCUUGUCCAGGGGAACCCCAACCACCAGCACAAGAUGGACCAGCUUACUUCUGACCACCAGGCCCUGCAGAGGCCCCUGGAGGACCUCGUGGACAGGUGUCGGCAGAGCGUGCGGGAGCACUGCACCUUCAGCCACCAGCUGCAGGAGCUGCGGCAGUGGGUCACUGUGGUCACACAGCUACUGGAGUCACACCAGCGGGACGUGGGCCCGUGGGAUGCUGCGUCCCGGGAGGCCGAGGUGGAGAGGCUGCUGGCUGACCUCCCUGAGAAGGAGGCCCAGCUGCCCCUGGUCGAGGCGCACGGCCAGCUGGUGAUGGAGAAGUCUUCUCCUGAGGGGGCGGCCUUGGUCCAGGCGGAGCUACAGGAGCUGGCGGAGGCUUGGCGGGCCCUGAGGCUGCUGGAGGAGCACCUACUGAGCCUCAUCAGAAGCCAGCAGCUGCAGAGUACAGAGGUGGACACCGGGAAGAGGCUGGUCUUCACCAACAACAUCCCGAAGUCUGGGUAUCUCAUCAACCCCAUGGACCCCGUGCCCAGGCGUCGUCGUGGGGCCCACCUGCUGGAGGAAGAAGGAGGCAGCCAUGAAGAUUUCCCCCAGCUCCUGAGGAACUUUGAGCAKUGGCUCCAGGUAGAAAACUCCAAGCUGGUUCGAACCAUUGCCAUGAGAACCAGCACCGCCAAGGACUUGAGGACCAGAGAGACGAAGCUGCAGGAGCUAGAGGCUCGAGUGCCCACAGGUCAGCAUCUAUUCGAGAACCUCCUUCGUCUUGGGCCAGCCAGGGGCACYUCGGACGAGCUGGAGGAUCUGCGUUACCGCUGGAUGCUGUACAAGUCCAAGCUCAAGGACUCCAGCCACCUGCUGUYGCUGAGUUCUCCCGGGGACCCCACUGGAUUCCAAAAGACGCAGCGGAGGCGGCGGUGGCGGUGUGGGCUCCUCCGGAAGGCCUGCUKCGUGGCGCUCCCGCUGCAGAUGCUGUUCCUGCUCUUCCUGCUCCUGCUCCUCCUGCUCCCGGUGGGGGAAGAGGACCGCAGCUGCACCCAGGCCAACAACUUCGCCCGCUCUUUCGCGUUCAUGCUGCGCUAUAGUGGCCCUCCGCCCACCUAGCCCACUGGGGCACACAGGUGACGUCCUUUCCCAACCGCCAGCAGUCCCAGGGCCCCUCCUGAGGUUGCCUGCUGGGGAACCUGGAACCGGGCAGGCCAGAGACCACAGAGCUGCCUGGACAUAAACCCCGCGCCAGGGUUUCCAGAACAAACUCGCUUUUUAUACAGCGUUGUCAUCGUCUGUGUAUACCUAAAUGUGUCUGCGUAUGACUCGGGACAACGUCUAGGACUUCUAUAUACACCUGUGUAAAUGCUCAGUAUGUCCAGCUUCCUACCUGAUGUCUCUCUAGUCAGCAAGGUUCCUAUCAGUAUCCUUCUCCAGGGGGACUUUGUGGCCUUUGUGCCUUGGCCUGCCAUCGGCCCUGACAAGCAGGAGUAGUACACAACACGUUAUGACAAACUCUCACCCAGAAGCCAGUCCCCAACCCAGGUGUCAGAGCUGUGAGCACAGGAGAGCAGAGCAGACCCUCGCUCGCUGGGAGCUCAGGACUCUAGCUUUACGCAGGAUGAGAGCAAACAUGCUGACUUGGUCUUAAAGCCUGGAGGAGAAGGUGGAGAGAGUGAGGGUGGGAGAGGGCACCGUGGGGGCAGUGGGGGGUGGAAGAGGUGUGACAUUCAGGGAGGCAGGGACGAACCCUGAAGGGCAGACACAGAACUAGGAGAGCACAGCGUAAGGGGGCACUGAGCAAGGGUGGCACCAAGUGCCGGCGUUCUGAGAGCACAGACCCACAGCGGGUGUCCCUGGAGUGUUCUGGACGGGCUUAGAUUUGGUCUGUGUCUAGUUCAGGAAGAAGGGAAGGACAUAGGCUUUACUUUUUAUUUAUACUGGAGGGUGAAAUGCUCCAGGUAGCAGCCCCGGCAGCUGCAGGGAGAGUUGUGUGACCUCUGCAGCCGUGGGACUGAGUGUUGCCACCUAGAAGCUGAGCUGAAGGUGAGCUUUGGCCACACUGGGGGUAGGGACAGAGGGUCCAACACAGACAAGACUCAACCUCGGAGUGCAGCCUGUCCAAAGGGUGCUCCUUCCCACAGGGGCACUGGAGGCAGCCAGGUCCCUGGACCAUGAAUCUCUCACCUGCACCCCGCUGGGGUCCCAGGGCCCAGGUCACCAGCGUGGCCUUUGGACCAGGUCUAGGCACGUGGGCUCCAUGCACUACCUGGGUUGUGGCCAAGGUGACUCCAUGUUGGGUCCCAGAGCCAGAAAUACCUCUUCCUCCCAGGGGAUUCUGGGAUGGAUCCUAAGUGCCUUCAAAGUGGAUCACGUUUCCAUAAAUGGACACUAAAUUUUAUUUUUUAAAGAAAAUAUUUAGUGUUCAUUCUUUACAAACAGAUUUUAUCUAUUUAUAAAUAUUUUAUCUAUUUGCUCAACUGCUAGCAGGAGGCCAGCGGAGUGGUAUCAGACUUGGAAUCAUGAAGUAUUGUAGACACGGGGGAACUUUAAGCAGAGGGGAAACCGAGGCCCAAGAGAGCCCUGAGCCCCAGACCACUGCUGUCGCACACAGGCUGGCCCCCACCCCCCAGCAUGGGCCUGGCCGUGGUGCAGCAGUCCUCAUGGGGCCCUGGCUAGGAGGAGCUGGGCAUCUGCAGGGCAGGCAAACUGUGCUGGGGACACUCCAGGCACUGACUCCCCUCCAGAUGUUUGGGAACCAGUCACAAAGGCUGCUCUCAGUAGGCGGCCACUUUACUGGAAAGUCAGGGGCUAGGUGAACUUGGGGCUCAGGCCAGGCAGCCAAGCACACAUGCUCCCUAGUCAUCUGCUCCAGCCCUAGAUGCUCACUGGUUAAUUGGUCCAGCCCUAGGCCACAGCGGAGGACCCUGACUGCUCCCAUCUGAACUCUCCCACUUCACAGGCAAGAAAUCUGAGGCCUGGAAAGGGAAAGUAACUCACCCAAGGCCACACAGCAAGAGGCUGGGCCAAAGCUGAACCAGUCACCAUGGUCCUCAGGCAGUGCCCUGCUCAGUUUAACACAAUCCCCCCACAUUGGUACCUUCAAAAAGAAAGAGCCAGGCUGAGUUGCAGCUCAGGGGUAGAGCAUUUGCCUGGCACAUGUGAGCCUGUUUCAAUUCCCAGCACUACCAGAAAAAAAAAUGUUUAUCAUGAAUAUAAUUUUGUCUCAGGUGCCCCAUGUUGGGGGUGGGGACAGGGAGUGCAAUAUGAGGCUUGGCUGGSGGGAAUGUCUCCCUAUAUUUUUAAACAUUGAUAACGAUGCCAUAAAAAUUUACUUGUUUGCACAACUCUUAUUUUUAAAGAGAGAAUCGAUAUUUUCCUUACUUUCAUAUAAACACAGGCAUGAUAUAACGGCCCAUGAACAGGCGCUUCAACAUGUCGUCUCUUGUGCUUAGAGUGGGUGUGGACAGCGGUUAUGUUYCUGCUACUUUCUAGCCUCUUUAACAACAGCUACCAGGAGUCUCAGGUGCCAUUUGAGAAGAAUGUUGCGUGGAACCUGUGUGUGUCUUGUCCCUCUGUCCCAAAGAGAGAGCUCCUAGAGUGGAUGGUAACAUGUGACUAUCACGGCCCAGCCCGGAGGCGAGUGUGUGUGUGUGUGUGUGUGUGCGCGCGUGUAAAAAGUGGGCAAGGCCGAUGCCCUUAGCUCCUCCCCUCACCUGUCCCCAACCCUGCUCUUUUCUUCAUCCAGCAAGUUCAGGAUCCAGAUGUUUCUAAAGCAAGGCUGUGAGUGGGUGGGCAGGCAGGUAAGGACAGCCAGGGAGGCCGGAGGUAACCUGGAGGUGACCUUUGGUUUGGCACCUGGCCCCUUGGUAGGCACCUGUCAACUGUGCUCUGUCACCCUCCAGAGGUUCCACAGUACUCUACCUCUAGGUUUGAGAUGAGAAAGCAGAGUGUGAAGAUAAACUUUUGUGCACACCGCAGAGGGAUUUGAACUAGGCUGUCUGAUCCUGAAGUCCGUGCUGGGGGGAGAGGGUCCCUGGCGGGUCCUGCCAGGUGCAGCGCUGCAGCCUCGGGAGUGGCCCUCUGCUGUCAGCUCAGCUGGGAUGGGCCAGAGCGAGCUUCUGUGCCAGUUUUCUGAAGACUGGCCCUUUGCUCCAAGAGGUCACCUGCGAUCAUCUUCACAUCCCUUUGAGAGGUGGGACUUUCCACCCAGCUGGUCACUGAGCCCCUCUUCAGCCUACCAGGAGGCCCAGUCCCGAGUGACCCAACCCUGCAGCCCCAGUGACAGGGGAAGAAACUAGAGCUCGUGUUUGCUGAGCUACAUUAAAAUCCAGAGGCCGGUGUGUCUCCUGGGUGCAGAGGAAGUGGGUGCUGGAUGGAGUGACCCAGCUCCGUCUCUCAGCCCCUAUUUGCCUGAGACUCCCCAGGAGGACGGGGGGGGGUGUUAGGAGACAGUUGUCCCUGGACAGCUCCAGGAGAAGGAAGCUGGGGUCCUCUGGGGAGCCGAUGACAGGGCCCUGAUGUAGGGCCGCUAGCAGAAGGUGCUGAGAGGUGGCACAGAUGGUCCUCUGCUCAUUUGAUUGGAGCUGGGGCCAGAUGGGGAGGCUUGGCAGGGGCUUCAGGGGGCUGCAGUUGACUGGUCUGGCUGGAGAAGACCGACCGAGAAGUGGGAGAGAGGGAGUCAGCAGUGGAAUGAUGUUGGGCUUGGUGCUGCUGACUGUGCCCCAAAGUGGUUAAGAUGCUGAGGAGAGAGAGAGAGAGAGAGAGAGAGAGAGAGAGAGAGAGAGAGAGAGAGAGAGAGA